Molecule: messenger RNA, 1222 nt
Organism: Malaya genurostris
Lineage: Eukaryota; Metazoa; Arthropoda; Insecta; Diptera; Culicidae
Exons: 4
Coding region: 171-1007 (278 amino acids)
Source: RefSeq, a predicted model, not a curated record
CGGUUGGUGGAGUGGUUCAGUUUUCUGCUGCACCAGUAACGGUUAAGUCUAGAAAACUAUCGAAUAUCUGAAACCAAUAUUCAACUAUAAAAACGUUAAGAACUCUGUGAUAUUAUUGUAGAUAAGAACAUUUUUAAUAACAUAAAACAACAUAAAAACUAGAUAUAAAAAUGAAUAAGCUAGUGAUAAUUGUCUUAUUGACCUAUUUAUCUUCAAUGGCCUUCUCUGCCAGUAUUCUAGACUAUCUCUCACUCACAACUGAUCUGGAGGCAAAGGAUGAAGAAAUUGGCCCCAGUAAUUGUCUUUGCAAUGGCCCAUCCUGUAUUUGUUGCAUAGAUUUCAACAUGACGUAUAUUGAUCUCGGUGGACCAGGUUGUGUUCGACUGAAGUAUCUCUCGGUAGAAGAAGGAAUAGCUUUGAACGUUUCUUAUGGUGAUAGUGUUCUGCACAGUCAACGUGUGAAAGGCCCCGACCCUGCACCAACAUGUCUGAAUAUGUUCGCUCGGCUGGCUCAAAUGUGUGCUAGGUUCAGUGAACUGCUUCCGACAGAUGAUGGUUUACGAGGUUGUUUACAGCUGGAACCAAUGUUACUCGGUGAAGUUCAAAUCGAACUUCCAUUGGGUUGCUUCAAAAUGGGACCAAAGGGCAUUGAGUUGAUUAAAUCUUCUGAAGAUGAAAUCAAAGAACAACAACCAAAUGAAAGUACUACCGAGAUCACACCUUCUCCAGCUGACGAAAAAAAGGUCGAAACAGAAGAAGAAGUAGAAGAACCAAAGCCGAUUGUCCCACCGGCAUCGAAUACCACAUCGCCAUUAUCAAUUUUAGAUAAUUUAUCUACUGCUGACAUACUAGCAGCGGUUAGUGAAUCGACAGACGAAGGCAUCGCAAUGAUAUCCAGCUGGUUGGGUUUAGAUGUGAACAAAACUCAAAAACCCGAGCAAAACGACAAUGUGACCGAAAAAAAUACAGAGAAAAACGGGGAUAGUGAAAGUACUAAAGUAAAAUAAAUACCAUUAAGGGAUAAUAUACGUUAGAUCAACUGGUGUCGAAUGAUAACAUUUGUUUGACACUAUUUGACAGAAUUUCAGAUGUAGAUUUUAGGAGAACAUUUGAUGCAUCUACAAGCAGAUACAGUUUGUCUGCUAGUGAUAUCGUGAUUAACUUGUAAUACGUUAUUCAUUUCAACUAGAAUGAUCAAAUAGAAUAUUUAUAACAUUCGAAA